AUGUCAAAACGUGGUUUAUCUAUGGAGGAGAAGAAGACGAAGAUGCUGGAGCUCUUCCACGAAACAGCAUCAUUCUACUCAUUGAAAGAGUUGGAAAAGAUAGCUCCAAUCGUGCAAAGUGUUAAAGAAGUCCUCGACGAUAUCGUCAGCGAUGGCUUUGUUCAAAUGGAUAAAAUCGGUACUGGUAAUUACUUUUGGUCACUUCCAAGUGCAGCAGGCGCCACCAAACAAGCUCUUCUCAGUAAGAGCUCUAAAGAGCUCGAGGGUAUUGAAUCGAAGAUCCAAGAAGCAGAACAGAAUAUUCAAGAAGCUGAAAAGGGUAGAGAAGAUACCGCGGAAAGACGUAAACUCAUUUCGACACUCUCAUCUCUGAAUGAAACGUCCGCAUCAUUGAAGAACGAGUUAGCCGCUUUCGGAGCUGCCGAUCCUGUCAAAUACGAGAAGAAAUCUCAAGCGAUCAAAGUUUGCAAAGAUGCUGCUGUUCAGUGGACCGAUAAUACUGUUACUUUACUUGGAUACGUUAGUGGGUUGGGCACAGAUUCAGAGCAAAUCAAAGCUCAAUUGGGAAUCACCGAUGAAUGGGAAGAUCUUAAGACUUGA
This is a messenger RNA of Kwoniella shivajii, 600 nucleotides long. RefSeq lists its product as uncharacterized. The transcript is spliced from 10 exons. Lineage: Eukaryota; Fungi; Basidiomycota; Tremellomycetes; Tremellales; Cryptococcaceae. The coding region runs from base 1 to 600 and encodes 199 amino acids. The record is from RefSeq and is a predicted model, not a curated record. Gene Ontology annotation, biological process: reciprocal meiotic recombination. Gene Ontology annotation, molecular function: double-stranded DNA binding. Gene Ontology annotation, cellular component: nucleus.